AUGUCUUCCGCAGUAGCUGAACUGGAGAAUCUUCUCCAAUCCAUGCUAGCUCUCAAGCCGCCUGGUGUCUCCGGCUCAAAGAUUGGUGGCAUCACAAACUUGUGCAAUGCCAACGUGCAGAAUGAAUCAGUUCUCAUUCAGAAAAUUUACACUCACUUCAAGAAGGCCCCGGGCUCCCACAAGCUGGGUGUGCUCUAUGUGGUAGACUCAGUAACUCGACAGUGGGUAGAGGCCGCACGUAAGGCCGGACAGGUCCCUGGAGGCGAUGCUCCCGAUGGGACCUUCGCUGCUGGUGUCAAGCGUGUCACUGAUCUUUUGCCUAUCUUGAUGACGGACAUUAUCAAUAAUGCCCCCCACGACCAAAAGGACAAGAUCAAGAAGUUGGUCGACAUCUGGGAACGUGGUGCGACAUUCCCAGCUCCGAUGCUCAAUUCGUUCAAAGAAAAACUCAAUGCUCCUCAAAGUAAGUCCUCAAGGAUGGCACUGCGUUUUGCCGAUGCUCACAAUUCAUUAGAUGUCGAAUCAAACACCCCCGAAGGAUCGCCUGCACCGAACGCCAACCCGAUCGGAAUCCCGCAACAGUCGGCACCUGAUACCUCGAGCAUCCUGAAAGCUUUGGCCGACAUGGCAAAGCAGAACACUACCGCCCCUGCUGCCCCUUCGGCUCUUGCCCCGGCCAACCCUCUCGGUGCCUUCAACUCCGCCUCUGUGACCCCUGCCAACGACCCGAAUUCGCAAAUGGCCGCUGCCAUGAAUGCACUCGGCGCCGGUGGACCUGUCGCGUCUCCCUUCCCAGGUAUGCCCGGCAUGGCUCAGAACCCUUCUCUCCAGCCACAGAGCCAAAGCGGAACUCCAAUCUCGAUGGCCGCCGCGAACCCAUUGACCGCGAUGCUUCCUCAGGCCACGCAGCCUGCGGCACCUGAUGCGAACGCCAUGGCACAGCAGCUUCAACUUCUUCAGAUGCUCGCUGCUCAGGGUAUCCCCCAGGACCAGUGGGGAACUGCCCUGCAGCUCUUCAGCAUGACGAACAACAAUGGCAUGGGUGCUAUGCCCGGUAUGUCUGCGAUGCCUGGUAUGCCUGCGAUGCCAGGAGGCCCGAUGGCUGGAUUCAACCCGAUGCAAGGACAGAACGUUGGUGGAUGGGGUCACUCGGAUGCCCAGAAUAAGGAUGAUCGUGGCCGUGAAUACCCUCGCUCGCCGCCCACUGGAUAUCGUCGUCGCUCUCGCUCUCCAGGCUGGGACAGACGCCGCACUGCUUCGCCCCCUCGCCGUCGCGAUAGCCCUGUUUAUGGAGAAUAUGGAGAAUCCCCUGGUCGUCGCGGAGACCCACGUGAUGCGCGUGGCCGUCGUGGUAAUGAGUAUCGUCAGCGUAGCCCCCCUGGUGGUCGGGCUGGUGGUAGACGUCGCUCGCCCUCGCCUGCUCGUAACAAGGAUCCAAACCUGCCUCCCCCUGGACCUAAGUUUAUUGAAUGGGACUAUUCGAUUGGUCAGGGUAUGAUCAAGGUUUUGAGUCGAACUCUUUUCGUUGGUGGUGUCACCUCCUCGGAGGCUCACUUGCGUCAGCUGUUUGGCCAAUUUGGAGUUGUUCAGACUUGCAUUGUCAACGUGGACAAGCGCCACGCUUUUAUCAAGAUGGUUAGCCGCACCGACGCCAUGCAGGCACGUGAUGGAAUGGAGUCUUACCGUACUGGCGAGAUGCAACUUAGGACCCGUUGGGGUGUUGGAUUCGGUCCCCGUGACUGCAGCGACUACCAGACUGGUGUUAGCAUCAUUCCGAUUGAGCGACUGACUGAAGCUGAUCGUAAGUGGAUGAUUUCUGCGGAGUACGGUGGGACUGGUGGACGUCCUAUUGAAUCUGGAAUGAUUGUUGAGGAGCCCGAUAUCGAAAUCGGCGCAGGUGUUUCCUCCAAGGCUAUCAGCCGUCGUAUCGCCACUGACACUGGCGGCAAACGGGGCCCAAUCUCCACUCGCACCAACCCCAACACUCAGGAUACCCGUUUCGGCGGUCGUCGUCCGGAGCGUGAUGGAUAUGGUGGUCCUCAGAUGGGUGAUGCUGACAUGCCUAACAUGAACCAGGGAGCCGCACCUGCAGUUCCUUCCUAUGGUUUCAACUUUGCCAGUAUGCCCAUGCUGCCUCCCGGAUUUAUGAUGGGUGGUCAGCCCGGUAUGCCCGGUGCUCAGCCUCCUUCCGGUGGUCAGGGCAACUGA
This is a messenger RNA of Penicillium coprophilum, 2208 nucleotides long. Its product is annotated as Nrd1 complex RNA-binding subunit. Gene Ontology annotation, molecular function: RNA binding. The record is from RefSeq and is a predicted model, not a curated record. The transcript is spliced from 4 exons. The coding region runs from base 1 to 2208 and encodes 735 amino acids. Gene Ontology annotation, cellular component: nucleus. NCBI's taxonomy places the organism in Eukaryota, Fungi, Ascomycota, Eurotiomycetes, Eurotiales, Aspergillaceae.